AUGGCUCUCGGGAGAUCAGAUUCUCUAAACGGGAGCGAUAUCAGUCCUUGUGCAACCGAUGUUGAGGCUCAGGCAGGUGGUGAAGCCUUUAGAUUAGAGGCGUUUCCGUCUGCGUCGCCUACCACUACUAGAAAUCCUAUCGGGCUCGAGGCUCAAAGCAGCCUCAGAAGACGCAGCCGGCGCUCUACCACUGCUCGUCCAUACUAUCCUGAGGUGCACUCUCCGAAUUGGCAUCCCGGUGAAGAGCCUGGAAUUGAUCCUACUGAUCCAAGCCUUCCCACCUCAUUUGCAGAUGAGGGAACCUUGUUACAGGCGCAAUUAUACCAACAAUGUGAUAUCACCGUGGUGGAUUUCUCUCACGAUCUUAUGCGUAUGUAUCACUUGGAUAACGCGACACUGGUGCCUUUUUUGGAGAGGGAGAGGGAGCCAUGGGUACAGUGCCGCUGGAUCAAUGUCAAUGGGUUGAGUUGGGAUGUCGUUAGGCUGUUGGCGAAUCACAAGCACCUUCACAGGUUGGCAGUAGAGGAUCUUAUGCAUUCUGUCAAUCGGACGAAGGUGGACUGGUUUUCUGACCAUACUUUUAUCGUCCUUGCAAUGCAAAAGUUGGUUAAGCAUAGAAAUCCCGAUGAAGACUCUGAGGUGGAGAGCGAAUCUGACGAUGAAGAGACGGUACAUGAAACAGAUGAUUCAAAACCACCCAGUCAUCAUUCCAAAAAGAAGAAACGCGGUGUGAUAAUGACGGCAUUGAUGGAUAUGUUUGUUCCCAAGUAUCAGCAGAGACGCCCGAGGCUCAAUGGUACAAAGAGGUCGCCCACGGAUCCGCAGCAGGAGGCGCCGGCUAGCCCACCUCGAGCCAUUCGUUCUUUACAGCGCUUUAGAGGAGGACCUAACGAGGACCGUAUAGAUUUCAUGGAGCGUCAUGCAGUUCUGGGACCCAAAGGACUCGGUGUUGGUAUUGAGCAAGUCUCUCUUUUCCUCCAUUCAGAUAACUCCGUGACAUCCUUCUUCGAGGCGAGUGCCGACGAUAUCGAAACUCCCAUUAUCCAACGACUCAGGUCUCCAGGGACUAUCUUGCGACAAAGCUGUGAUGCAAGCAUGAUAUUACAAGCUAUUAUUGAUGCUAUCACCGAUCUUGCAAUUCCGGUAACAAUGGCCUACCAAGACGCGAUGGGAGAUCUUGAAGUUCAAGUUCUUACCGAUCCGAAUAUCAAGCAGUCGAGUAGUCUGUACAUACUCACGUCCGAAAUUUCUGUUCUGCGAAAUGCCAUCCAGCCAAUUAUUGGAGUUAUCAAUUCCCUAAGAGACCAUAAGCCUGAUCCGAACGGCCGGCCUCAUCUAGGGUUUAAAACAGGAUUGACUGCAUGUUCGCAUACCAACAGUUCUGGUUUUGGUUCUGGUCCUGGCUCCCGGGUUGCCUCAAGUCAGGAAACCGAAGGAAUUACAAUGCCUUCAACCGUUAAUAUAAGUCCUAUGUGUCAAACUUAUCUGGGCGAUGUCUUAGAUCAUUGUAUCACUAUCAAUGACGGCUACGAUCAGAUGCGGCGCUCGGCAGAUAAUAUGAUUGACCUGAUAUUUAACACUAUUGGAGCUUAUCAAAACGAAAGUAUAACGCAGCUCUCGCUAGUAACCUGCAUGUUUCUACCCCUUACCUUCCUUUCGGGGUAUUUUGGAAUGAAUUUCAAGUCUUUCUCAAGCAUCCAGGAAUAUAGUGAUGCAUUUUUCUGGGCCAUUGCUAUCCCGUUUGUUUUUGUAGUUAUGGUCAUCUUAAUGCGUGAGGUGAUACAGCGUUACUUAAUGAAACUUGCAAACAAACGAUUAAUCUGGAGUUCAAGGCGACGGCGGAUACCUAAACGGCAGCGGGUACAAGAAAGUUGA
Molecule: messenger RNA, 1875 nt
Organism: Nannizzia gypsea CBS 118893
Lineage: Eukaryota; Fungi; Ascomycota; Eurotiomycetes; Onygenales; Arthrodermataceae
Exons: 5
Coding region: 1-1875 (624 amino acids)
Biological process (GO): transmembrane transport; metal ion transport
Cellular component (GO): membrane
Molecular function (GO): magnesium ion transmembrane transporter activity; cobalt ion transmembrane transporter activity; cobalt ion binding
Source: RefSeq, a predicted model, not a curated record